This is a messenger RNA of Bipolaris maydis ATCC 48331, 1050 nucleotides long. RefSeq lists its product as uncharacterized. The record is from RefSeq and is a predicted model, not a curated record. Lineage: Eukaryota; Fungi; Ascomycota; Dothideomycetes; Pleosporales; Pleosporaceae. Gene Ontology annotation, cellular component: membrane; endoplasmic reticulum. Gene Ontology annotation, biological process: C-terminal protein methylation. Gene Ontology annotation, molecular function: protein C-terminal S-isoprenylcysteine carboxyl O-methyltransferase activity.
GAGCUCGAAAACGAGUACAUGCGUAGAGCUAGCGCGUAUGUGGAUGCUCUUCCAGAUACCAAGAAGGGCACGCCACAGCUCAUCAAGGUCGUCUCCCACAAAAUGCGCGUCACGUAUAAACCACUCACGAGCAUGGAUGUGAAAGAAAAGGAUGCUAUCAAGGCAAGGUUUGCGUUUGCCAUAGCCAACUACCUGAACAAAACCUUACGAAAAGGCCCAACGGAGUGCACAGUUUCUUCUAUUAAGCAGAAACUGGAGGAUGUCGACGGUGACUUUCUCAGACUUUGCGCCAUUCUCGUAGAAGAGAAGCACAUGUCGUUAGAGACACUUGACGACGUUACCGGAUUGCUCAAGGCUCUACUUGACAUCCUUCCCAAGGCAGAAUUGAUCAUUGUUCCAGAUAUGUUGGGAAGCAAGCCAGUGCUUGAGGACCCAGUCGAUAGUAUGAAAACAUGGCCAACGCAGGAGAAACGUGAUUCCAUUGCAGCUCCUCGUACAUGUAUCCUCAAGGGCGUCUCGGCUGUCACCAGUAUCAAUCAGCUUCAAGCUCUAGUGUGGGGUGGAAGGCUUGAGUCCAUCUCUCUGCCAGAGCCCGGUUCCUCGAACGCUCUUGUCAAGUUCCUCACAGCUGAUGGCUGCAAGAAAUAUCACGCGGAUACUGUCAAUGGGGUAGAGGUUGGCGGAGACAAGAAAUCAGCUGUCGUGUUCGUUGAGCUAGCUGAUGGUCCAAACUCUACCAACGAUGUCAUCCAGGGCUGCAUCGAUAACGGCAUGACUCGCUGUGUCCGAGCUAUUGGGAAAGUAGACUGCACCAAUACGCAACUCAUGGAACUUGCCAAAGGAGAGAGCCAGGUCAACAAGCGCGAGGUUGAUUGCAUCAAGCAUGGAAAGAAUGCCCGCGGCCACGAUUACAUUGAAUUCCGUUUUGCCAACAUCUACCACGCGCUCAGCUUCAGGCGUGAACUGAUGGACAACGAAGACUGGGAGCAUUGCAACAUCGGAUACGCACCUGAUCCAUGCGAGCUUGCAACCGGUGUUCGCUACAAGGAC